AUGUUGGAUCAAGCUAAGGCUGCCAAAGCUGCUCAGAAUUUGGCUGAGGAAAAGGCCAAAUUGGCCGAUGAUGAAGCCGAGGUCGCCAGAGCUGAUCUUGUGGUUGCCAAGGCCAAGGCAGCUAACAUAGAGGCUAAGCUUCAGGAGGCCCUUGACUCAAAGGAGGUCGAAGUCAAGGCGGCAGACGAAAAAGCUUUUGAAGAGGGGCAGGCUGCCAUCCGUAACCAAUACAAACAACAAGUCAACCUAGCUUGUAACCGAGGUUAUUACCUUGGUUGGACAGCGACGCUUGCUAAGGCUGCCAAAGCUGCUCAGAAUUUGGCUGAGGGAAAGGCCAAAUUGGUCGAUGAUGAAGCCGAGGUUGCCAGAGCUAAUCUUGUGGUUGCCAAGGCCAAGGCAGCUGACAUAGAGGCUAAGCUUCAGGAGGCCCUUGACUCAAAGGAGGUCGAAGUCAAGGCGGCAGACGAAAAAGCUUUUGAAGAGGGGCAGGCUGCCAUCCAUAACCAAUACAAACAACAAGUCAACAUGGCUUGUAACCGAGAGCCCAAGGACUCUAGCGAUGAAGCCGGCAAAGAUGAUACCGAGGAUGGUGAAGCUGAUGAAGUGGAAGAAGAGGGUGCCACUGAUGCCGAGUUUCCUACCCUCAAUGAGCAAAUAGACUUGACUUAA
Camellia sinensis is the source of this 669-nucleotide messenger RNA. NCBI's taxonomy places the organism in Eukaryota, Viridiplantae, Streptophyta, Magnoliopsida, Ericales, Theaceae. The record is from RefSeq and is a predicted model, not a curated record.